AUGGUUCUCUCAAAGCCCGACGAUGCUCCCGUGCAAACGCUCUUCGAUUUGACGGGUAAAGUUGUUGCAAUUACUGGUGGUGGCCGAGGAAUUGGCUUGUCGGUGGCUACUGCGUAUGCCGAAGCUGGCGCCAAAAUUGCGAUCAUAUAUCGCACGACAGUCACAGCCCCAAAAACUGCGGAAGAACUUGCUUUCAAGUAUCAAACACAGGCUCGCGCCUAUCAGGCCGAUGUCACCAAGUCCGCAGAAAUCUCGGCGGUCAUCAACCAAAUCGCGGAAGACUUUGGAAAACUUGAUGUUAUUGUUGCCAAUGCGGGCAUUUGCUCCGAGCAUGCAGCGGAAGAAUACUCCCCGGAGGAGUUCCAGGAAAUCAUGGAGGUGAAUGUCAAUGGUGCAUUUCACACCGCACAAGCUGCUGCGAAGAUCUUCAAGCGACAGGGAUACGGAAAUGUGAUCUUCACAGCCUCUGUCAGUGCUUUGCUUGUGAACACGCCCCAAAGACAGGCUGCAUAUAAUGCGUCGAAGGCAGGUGUUCUGCAGCUGGCGAAGUCACUUGCAGUCGAGUGGGUGGACUUCUGUCGGGUCAAUGCUGUCUCACCCGGCUACAUUCAAACUCAGAUCAUGGAAUAUGCACCCCAAGAGAUGCUUGAUAAAUGGCUGAGCCAGAUUCCUGCCCGCCGAUUUGCUUCUCCGUAUGAGCUCAAGGGUGUCUAUCUAUUCUGUGCAUCAGAUGCCUCUAGUUAUAUGACAGGUUCAAACCUGGUUGUUGAUGGCGGGUUUACUCUGCCCUAG
Messenger RNA from Penicillium salamii, 792 nucleotides. The record is from the annotation of a GenBank genome assembly. Lineage: Eukaryota; Fungi; Ascomycota; Eurotiomycetes; Eurotiales; Aspergillaceae.